Molecule: messenger RNA, 778 nt
Organism: Phoenix dactylifera (date palm)
Lineage: Eukaryota; Viridiplantae; Streptophyta; Magnoliopsida; Arecales; Arecaceae
Product: heavy metal-associated isoprenylated plant protein 27-like
Molecular function (GO): metal ion binding
Source: RefSeq, a predicted model, not a curated record
AGCCCAGGCUUUUCCCACCCCACUAGCUUUAAAGCUGCUAUUAACUUUCCCACCGCUCAAAGCUUCUAUUUAGUCGCUAGUCUUCUCAUUAGUUGGUGCUAACGCUACCUAGGAGAGCCAAAAAUGGGUGUUUUAGACUUUGUCUCGGAACUCUGCUCGCUCCCCAAAGACCAGAGAAAGCUCAGGAAAAAGCAGUUUCAGACGGUGGAAAUGAAGGUGAGAAUAGACUGCGAAGGGUGCGAGAGGAAGGUCAAGAACGCCCUGGAAGAAAUAACAGGGGUGAGCAGCGUGCUGAUAGAGCCGAAGCAGAACAAGGUGACGGUGACGGGGUACGUGGACGCGAAGAAGGUGAUAGAGAGGGUGAGGCGGAGGACAGGGAAGAAGGCGGAGCCAUGGCCGUACGUGCCUUACGACGUAGUGCCUCACCCUUACGCCCCCGGGGCUUACGACAGGAAGGCUCCCCCUGGGUACGUGCGCAACGUGCUGGACGACCCCAAGCUCGCCCACCUCGUACGUGCCAGCUCCAUGGAGGAGCGCUACUCCUCGGCCUUCAGCGACGACAACCCCAACUCGUGUGCUAUUAUGUGAUGGCGUGAUUGCCGCGUAGAUAGCUUUUUCCUUUUUACUUUUCUUUUCCUGGAGUGGCCUGCGAUCGAGUUUGGUGGUGUUUCGAUUUUGUGUUUUAAUUUACUGUGCGCUAUUGGUUGACAUCAUGGAAGAGAUUGGAAUUGUCUGAUUUCUCAUCUAGUUUUGCCGAUAAUGCAGUUGUUUUGCUUUG